Messenger RNA from Oryza sativa Japonica Group (Japanese rice), 4065 nucleotides. RefSeq names its product putative disease resistance protein RGA1. Gene Ontology annotation, molecular function: ADP binding. Lineage: Eukaryota; Viridiplantae; Streptophyta; Magnoliopsida; Poales; Poaceae. Gene Ontology annotation, biological process: defense response to other organism. The record is from RefSeq and is a predicted model, not a curated record.
CUAGCUUGACUUGACCUGCAAUAACCAAAUAGCAAUAGUAUAAUUAAGCAUCAAUAUAAAGCAGCCAUUGUCCCCAUCUUCCUCAUUUUGGUCUUGCAUCUCUCACAAGAACUGGCAGAAAUUAAAAGGGUAAAGGUAGCUAAGCUAGAGCUUGCCGAUCAUGGCGGAGAUUGCCGCGGUUGGGUGGACGAUUUCCAUAUUGGGGUGGCUGGCAUCACCCAUCACCGCAAGGCUCUUCAACCAUGGCUUCUCCCUCUUCGGCUUCGACAAAUCCGACAAGCUCAGGGACCUGGAGUCCCGGAUUCUCCCGCAGCUGGCGCUGCUGCUGGAGCACGCUGAGAGGAUCCCUCCUGAGCAGAAGCAGCUGACGACUGACAUGGAGCAGUGGGCAUGCAGGCUUCGCUCCGCCUUCUACGACGUCGAGGACAUCUUGGAUGUCGCUGAUUACAACCGCCUCGAGAACAAGGGCAUUUCUCCAUCAAGUGUAAUGAAGACACUAGAUCAUGCAAAGAAUAUCAUCUCAGGAAAAAAUGGCAAGUUGAAAAAAAUCCUAAAGAGUUUAGAAAAAAUAACUGAAGAAGGGUCUCAAUUUUUGUUACUGCUAGAAAGAACCAUUGGCAGUGGUACAAAUGGCAAUGGCAUAUCAAAUCCUGCUAAUACAUCAAUUAGGAGUACCACUUCAUCUCCUACACAAAUCAUUAUUGGCAGAGACAAGGAGCGUGAUGAGAUAGUAAGGAUGCUCCGUGAUACCGGGGACGAACCCAAAUCCUGGAUCAUCUGGGCCAUGGGCCUAAAGAACUAUGGGCUUAGACUAGUUUUCACAAUGCUAAGUCUAAUAUGGGCCAAAAUAGGCUGGGCCAUCACUGGACUUGGCCCAAGGUUGGAUCCAGCCCGCAGUGAAGCAACAGGUGAUUGUGAACAAAGCUGCCGGAACAGCAAGUGUUGUUAUUCAGUGAUUAGCAUCUACGGCAUUGCUGGUUCUGGGAAGACUACGUUAGCUCAAAAUGUCUGCAGUUAUGAAAAGAUUAACAACUACUUUUUCCCCGUCAUGUGGAUUUAUGUUUCACCAAGUUUCAGUGUGGACAAAAUUUAUCAAAAGAUGCUCGAGGCAGCUACAGGGAAGCCAUCCAGUGAGUUCAGUAAUCUUGACACAUUACAGAUGAAGUUAGAGGCAGAACUAACUGGCAAAAGAUUCUUGCUUGUAUUAGAUGAUAUAUGGCAUGAGAAGGAUGCAAUUGCACAGGACAAACUGAAUCAACUACUUUCUCCAUUGAAGGUAGGGAAGAAAGGGAGCAAGGUCCUGGUCACAACUCGAUUCAAAGAUGUAGCAAUGUCUCUUAGUUCUCAGAGAAUUAUCCCAGUACCUAACUUCAACGAGGAGGAUUUCUUCAAUCUUUUCAUGCACUAUGCACUUGAUGAUGCUGUGAGUCUUGAUGGCCAAGAACGAGAAACAUUUUAUACCAUUGGAAGGGAGAUUGCGAGAAAGCUUAAGGGAUCGCCAUUAGCAGCAAGAAUUGUAGGAUCUCGACUACGCAAACAUUUAGAUGUUACUGUUUGGACAAGAGUUGGAGAUCAACACCUGUUGACUGAUACCAUGGGAGCUCUGUGGUGGAGCUACCAGCACCUGAAUGUGCAGCUUAGGCGAUGCUUUGCAUAUUGCAGCAUGUUUCCUCAAGGAUACGAUUUCAAACGUGAUGAGCUAGUUGACUUAUGGAUGGCAGAAGGCUUUAUAAAGACCACUGAUUCAGCUGAGCAAAUGGAUGUUGUAUGUCAGAGCUAUUUCGAUGAACUGGUGUCAUGCUCAUUCCUACAACCAAAGGACAUUUUUGGCAGUAAGAACAAGUGGUUCACUAUGCAUGAUUUGUUGCAUGAAUUGGCCGCGAUGGUUGCUGGAACUGAUUGCUUUCGAGUUGAAAGUGGUGACAUGAAAGAAAUCCCCCCUGAUGUCCGCCAUCUUUUUAUCCGCUCAAAUGAUCAAACGAAGUUUGCGGAAAAGAUUUGCAAAUUGAAAAAAUUGCGCACGCUGAUACUAAUUACAACUUUUGGUGGACUGGGGAUAACCAUAGAAGAACUUGAGGCCAUGCUGAAGAAAUUAAAGAAGCUGCGAGUGGUGCAUGUAGAUGUCCAAGGACAAAUGGUGUCAAUCCCGGGAUGCAUUUGUGAGUUGAAGCAUCUACGAUUUCUUAGAAUCCACAGCCCCUGGUCAGAGAAGGUAAAUUUGCCCAAAAAAUUGGACACAACUUAUCAUCUUCAAAUCCUAGAGCUCUGUGGUGCAGGUGUCUUAGACUUCUCCAACGUCCAAAACAUGAGCCACCUGAUUAGCUUGCGUGACAUUAGGAAUUCUGGUUUUGUAUUUCCAAACACUGAUGUUCCAGGCUUUCCUGGCAUUGGGGAACUGAAAUCACUUCGAGAAUUGAGUGACUUCAGAGUGAGAAAGGACAAGGGGUAUGAGCUGAAGCAGCUCAAGAGCAUAAAUCAUCUUCGUGGCAGGCUAAGAAUCAGUGGCCUUGAAAGUGUAGAAAGCAAGGAGGAUGCUCUAGAAGCGAAGCUUACUGACAAGAAGUUCCUCACAUCAUUGUCACUUGAAUGGUCACAGUUUAGUUCAGUGCAGCAUAGUUGCCCUCCAGACCUGCAAGUAGAGAUACUUGAAGGCCUCUGUCCACCGUCACAGCUCACAGAAUUGGAAAUACAACAGUACAAUGGACUGAGGUGCCCAAGUUGGUUGUCGUCAGAAAAUCAGAAUGGUAUAUUCACGAACCUGCAAGAUCUCCAACUCUGUCGAUGUUACAAUCUCGACCAUCUUCCAGAAAUAGGCAAGCUUUUCGUUUCCCUUCGUCAGCUGAAACUCGUUGUUUUUCCCAAACUGAAAAGAAUGCCAAGACUCCCGGGCACACUGAAGAACCUCCACAUUCAGCAGUGUAAGGCCCUUGUGAUGACAUGUAGCGAAGAUGUGAACAUGAUAAGAUCACUCUUUGUUGAGACAGCAACUCAAAUUGAGCCAUCUCUGAAUAUUACUGCAACAGAAGUAGCAGAAAUCGAAAGGUUUGCUGGUGAGCAGCCUGACAGGUUUGAAAAGAUCUUGUGUGACAUUUUCAGCAGAUGUGGUAGCUUGCCUGGUGAGCUUAUCCGUGGCCAUAUAAGAGAGGAAGAUUACUCCGAGCUUACACUUCCUGCAACAGUUGUUGAUAGGCUCAUUAUCUCAUAUUGCUUUGUCACAAACACAGUCCUGCACCGUUGCUUGACAGGCUCUGCAAACCUGGUUAGCUUGAACCUAAGGUGUCUUCCAUUUCUCACAGAAAUCCCUUCUGAGGUGAUGGAGUCUAUGGCAAAGCUCUCUGACCUCUCCAUUGAGGACUGCAUCCAGUUUACUCACUUGGAAGGCCUGAACAAUCUCAGUAGAUUGCAACACCUAACCAUUGCCAAGUGCCCCAACCUUAGGGCCCUUGGAGAAGAUCAAAAGGUGAGAAGUCUAAAUGGCCUUGCCAUUGAUGACAUACCCCUUGUGCCACAGCUUCUGUCAAGAGAAGGCUGCUCAUCCCUAUGGAGCCUUAGAAUCGACGAAUCGGAGCAGCUGAGGGGAGGAGAUAUCUUGGAGCAGCUUACAUCAUUGACAUCCCUUGAUUUCAGUUGCUGCAGUUGGGACAGAUUGCCGGAGAAUUUGGUGAACUUGACAUCUCUGGAGAAUUUGCGUUUGGAUUGCUGCAAAAAGAUUCAAUCACUUCCAGAACUGCCUGCAUCUCUGCAGUCUUUUGAGGUUGAGGAUUGCGAUGCAUUGUUCAUGAAGAGCUGCCAGAAGGCUGGAGAUCAAAAUUGUCAAAAGAUUGCUCAUGUCCCAGUGAAAAGAUUUUCAUCUUAGAGGUGCUAGAUGUGUGCUGGAGGCAACACUUGUGCUGUUCCCAGGUUGUUGCUUUGUUACAUGUUUAGAGGUUUCUUGUCUGUAAAGAUGUUUCCAGGAUGUGUGGUCCUUGCUUGGAUGCCGUCUCUGUAAAAUGGGAAUCCUCUAUGUACUCUCUUCUGUGGCUUUCAAUAUAAGCCGGGCUGGUGCCUUUUGUCAAAAAAAAAAAA